Molecule: messenger RNA, 881 nt
Organism: Colias croceus (clouded yellow)
Lineage: Eukaryota; Metazoa; Arthropoda; Insecta; Lepidoptera; Pieridae
Product: filaggrin-2-like
Exons: 3
Coding region: 46-840 (264 amino acids)
Source: RefSeq, a predicted model, not a curated record
GUUUCGAGUGAGCUUCACAUUCGGUAGUACAUCCAACAAUACAAAAUGAAACUGUUCGUCAUCGCCGCUUGCAUCGCUGUCGCCGCAGCAGGCCGUCUGGAGCACCUGGAACGAGGCUACCUUCCACCAGACAGUUCCAACUCUCUCUCCGGAGGUUUUAACUCACACAGCGGAUCCCAUAACGGUUUCGGAUCUGGAUCUGGACAUUUCGGAGCCAGCGCUCGAGGAUCCCAGGGCUCCAACGCUUUCGGCCAUGGUGGAUCUUCUUUCAACAGCGGUUUUGACAGCCAGGGAUCUAAUGGAUUUGGAUCACACGGCGCAUCUAAUGGUUUCGGGUCCCACGGGGCAUCCAACAGUUUCGGAUCACAGGGUGCGUCCAAUGCAUUCGGAUCACAGGGGGCAACCAAUGGUUUCGGAUCCCACGGUUCGUCAAAUGGUUUUGGAUCACAGGGAGCGUCCAAUGGCUUCUCCUCUCAUUCGCACGGAUCUGGUUUCAAUUCCAACCAAGGUUUUGGAUCUAACAGUGCUUUGAAUGCCGCUGACUUGAAGCAAUACCUGCCCCCGGACCAGCCCUCAUCUGGUUCUCUCCAUGGCUUCUCCGGAUCUUCCAUCAAACCUGCCUGCUCAACCUGUGGCUUCGGACGCCAGCAAUCCCAGUACUCCCAGAACCAAUAUGCCCAGGCCCCCAGCACACAAUACGGUCAGCCCCAGUUCGGAUCCCAGCAGAACAACGCUUUCGCUGCAACCCGUUCUUUUGAAGCCAACCGUCAAUACCUGGCUCCUAAGUCCCAGGAGAUUCCUCAGCAACCCUUCGACGAACAGACAGGCUAUCAUUACUGAUGUGUUGUGUUCAUUGUAUAGUAUUAAAUGAUUGAAUUGUA